UGUGACAUAUGACAUUUGUGACAUAUGGAUAUGACACUUGUGACUGAUCCUGACAGGCUGACACAGUAACCUUCCGUAUGUCGUGUUUGGUGUCGUGUCGACUUUUUUUUAAGUGUAGACGUAGUCCAGUUGAACAUUUCUUUAUAGUAUGACAGACAUCCGUAGAAACGAUGCGAUUUUCUCCUUACACCAAUGGUUCAUAUUUGCGUUCACAUUGUGUUUUAUGAGUAAAUUCAGCGGCUGCUCAGAUCUCGGUAUAUUCAACUCGAGCUGGCCCAACUUCCUGUCAAAGUACUCGCACUUCCCGGAGAAUCUACGUGUACAGAUGUUGGACAAAGCGAAGGAAAUGUUUUACUUCGGAUACGACAACUAUAUGAAAUAUGCCUUCCCAUUUGAUGAGCUCAAUCCGAUCCUAUGUGCAGGACGAGGGAGAGAUCACGAAAAUCCGACAAAUAUCAAUAUUAAUGAUAUACUUGGUGACUAUUGUCUAACACUUGUGGAUGCCCUGGACACGUUAGCAGUAAUUGGAAACGGCACAGAAUUUAAAAGAGCUGUCUCCCUAAUUUUGCAAUAUGUUGAUUUUGAUAAGGGCAGUACAGUUCAAGUUUUUGAGGUUAAUAUCAGGUUAGUUGGUGCUUUGCUGUCUGCUCAUUUGCUAAUUAUUGAUCCAGAUGAACCAUUUGGCCCAAUAAAACCCGACGGCUAUAAUGGAGAAUUACUUCAUUUAGCCCAUGAUUUAGCUUCCCGACUACUUCCUGCUUUUGAACAAAGCAAAACAGGAAUUCCUUUUCCAAGGAUCAAUUUAAAGGAGAGAGAACCAGACUUCAGUUUCUCCACAGAAACUUGUCCUGCGGGAGCAGGAUCUUUACUUCUUGAAAUGGGUAUUUUAAGUAGACUUUUGGGAGACCCAGUUUUUGAGAUUCAUGCGAGAAGAGCUACUAAAGCGAUAUGGGACAGGAGGUCCAAAAGCACUGGACUUUUAGGCAAUGUAAUUGAUGCUAAGACGGGAAAAUGGACAGGAAAAUUGAGUGGGUUGGGAGCUGGCCUGGACUCAUUUUUUGAAUAUUUAUUUAAGUCGUACAUAAUGUUUGGCGAAAGUGAAGAUUAUAAAAUGUUUCAUUUAGCAUAUGAAAGCAUCAAAGAACAUUUAAGGAAAGGACGACCAAAGUGCAAUUCUGGAACAGGAAAUCAUCCAUUUUUUGUAAAUGUUAAUAUGGAUUCAGCGUCUAUUUAUUCAACAUGGAUUGAUUCCAUGCAGGCAUCAUUUGCUGGUCUUCAGGUCCUUCAUGGUGAUGUUAAUGAAGCUAUUUGUACACACGCUUUAUACUAUGUGAUAUGGAAAAAAUAUGGUGUAUUGCCGGAAAGGUGGAAUUGGCAGUUUUUAAUGCCUCAAGUUCCUUUUUAUCCUCUUAGACCAGAAUUGAUUGAAUCCACAUAUAUGCUAUAUCAGGCAACAAAAAAUCCUUUUUAUUUGCAUGUCGGCAAAGAUAUUUUACAAAGCUUAAACAAAUAUACAAGGACUAAAUGUGGAUUUGCUACAGUUCAUAGCGUGAAUGACAUGAGCUUAGAAGAUAGAAUGGAGAGUUUUUUCUUAAGUGAAACAACUAAAUAUCUCAUUUUGUUGUUUGACAAAGAAAACAUUAUUAACAAAUAUUUAGGGAAAUAUAUCUUCAGUACAGAAGGUCAUAUAUUUCCUUUGGAUCUUAAUAAAAGGUUUUUUAAAAAUCCAGUAAAUAAUAAAUCUCAUUCUCCACUAUCGUCUUUCAACAUCAAGGAGCCAUCAUGUGAAAGAGUUGGCAAAGAGCAUCUCCACAAUUUACCACUCAGGAGGGAUUUAUGGCUGCAACUCAAUAAUUUUUUGGGCGUCAAAGAUGAAUGACAUUUAAUAGAUCGAAAAGACUGUUGUUAUAUUGCUGUUAAUAAAAUAUUGUUAAACGA
Messenger RNA from Cimex lectularius (bed bug), 1938 nucleotides. RefSeq names its product ER degradation-enhancing alpha-mannosidase-like protein 1. Gene Ontology annotation, biological process: endoplasmic reticulum mannose trimming; carbohydrate metabolic process; mannose trimming involved in glycoprotein ERAD pathway. Gene Ontology annotation, cellular component: membrane; endoplasmic reticulum. The transcript is spliced from 10 exons. Lineage: Eukaryota; Metazoa; Arthropoda; Insecta; Hemiptera; Cimicidae. Gene Ontology annotation, molecular function: mannosyl-oligosaccharide 1,2-alpha-mannosidase activity; calcium ion binding. Bases 149 to 1879 code for a protein of 576 amino acids. The record is from RefSeq and is a predicted model, not a curated record.